This is a messenger RNA of Pyricularia grisea, 1683 nucleotides long. RefSeq lists its product as uncharacterized. Lineage: Eukaryota; Fungi; Ascomycota; Sordariomycetes; Magnaporthales; Pyriculariaceae. The transcript has 3 exons. The record is from RefSeq and is a predicted model, not a curated record. Gene Ontology annotation, molecular function: protein binding; carotenoid dioxygenase activity. Bases 1 to 1683 code for a protein of 560 amino acids. Gene Ontology annotation, biological process: carotene catabolic process.
AUGGCACACGUCUUCUCCCUUUUUCCAAACGCCAAGCCAGGUUAUGUCGACGGCCGACAGACAGAGACCGGCGCCACCAGAUUUCCAGACACCCUCUUCUUCCGCGGGCCACUCAAGCCGAACCGGAUCGAGGCCGACAUCUUUGAGCUCGAGACCAGCGGCGAGAUCCCUUGCACCAUCGACGGCGUCUUUUUCCGCGUCCAGCCGGACUCGCAGUUCCGUCCGGUCUUUGAGGAUGACGUCCACUUCAGCGGCGACGGGAGGGUCAGCGCCUUUCGGUUCAAGGAUGGCCACGUCGACUGGAAGCAGCGCUACGUGCGGACCGACCGGUUCCGUGCGGAGAGGGCCGCCCGCAGGGCUUUGUUUGGAAGGUACCGCAACCCCUUUACCGACAAUGAGAUGGUCAAGGGCAUCAUCCGGACCGUUUCCAACACCAAUGUCAUAUUCUGGCGUGGAGUCCUGCUGGCCAUGAAGGAGGAUGGACCCCCGUUCGCCAUGGACCCUGUCACGCUGGAGACGAUUGGACGCUAUGAUUUCGAGGGACAAGUGGACUCGCCGACAUUCACAGCUCACCCCAAGUUUGAUCCCGUCACGGGCGAGAUGGUCGCCUUUGCGUACGCCGCGAGUGACGAUGGCCAACGUGCCAGCCGCGACAUUGUGGUCUGGACCUUUGAUGCUCAGACUGGUGAGAAGAAGCGAGAGCAUAGAUAUAAAGCUCCUUUUUGCGGCAUGAUUCACGACGCCGCAUUAACCGAGAAUUAUCUCAUAUUGCCGCUCACACCUCUCAAGGCCAGCUUGGAGAGGCUGAAGAACGGCGGCAAUCACUGGGCGUGGGACCCUGAAGAGGAUCAGCUCUAUGGCAUUGUUUCCAGGAAAGGCGACAAGGAUAUAGUAUGGCUCAGGUCCAACAAUGCCUUCCACGGCCAUGUCGCAGGAGCAUAUGAAAACGAACAUGGCCAUAUAGUUUGCGACUUGACCGUAGCCGACGGUAAUGUAUUCUACUGGUGGCCCCCUGAAGACUCUUCGCUAGGACCAAACACUCGCCAAAAGCUCACCGCAGACACGCACCGCUGGAUCUUUGACCCCAGCAACGAGUCUGACACACGCGUGAAGCCCGGAGAGCUUUAUGGUACCAAUGGAGAGUUUUCCCGAAUCGACGAAAGGUUCGUUGCAAAAAAGUACCGCCACUUCUGGCAGCUUCAAAUAGAUUCUUCACGCGCUUAUGACAUGGCCAAAUGUGGUCCGCCUGCCGGGGGUCUUUUUAAUGUCAUUGGACAUUACGAUUGGGACGAGCCCCGUAAUCAAGACGGCACUCGCUUCAAGGACGAGUACUGGGCCGGACCGACCUGUACGUUUCAAGAACCAGUCUUCGUUCCCAAGUCAGACGACGCAGCCGAGGGCGAUGGCUACGUCAUGGCGCUAGUCAAUCACCUGGACGUCCUGCGCAACGACAUUCUCAUAUUCGACGCGCUCAACCUCGCCAAAGGACCGAUCGGCGCCUGCCACCUCCCGCUGCACAUCGGGAUCGGCCUACACGGGAAUUUUGUUGAAGAGGCUGAUAUGGCGUGCUGGAGGUCGGCCCGGGAAGCCAACGGCGACAUUUGUAAUGCGCGUCAUGCGAGCGAACCGCUGCCUUGGCAACGGGAAUUAAUUGCCAAAGCUGCUAUACAGGGAGUCAUCUAG